This is a messenger RNA of Brachypodium distachyon (stiff brome), 6462 nucleotides long. RefSeq lists its product as uncharacterized. Lineage: Eukaryota; Viridiplantae; Streptophyta; Magnoliopsida; Poales; Poaceae. Gene Ontology annotation, molecular function: nucleic acid binding; zinc ion binding. The transcript has 4 exons. Bases 687 to 2111 code for a protein of 474 amino acids. The record is from RefSeq and is a predicted model, not a curated record.
AACACUCUCCUCGCUCAGCCUCUCUCUCCGCGCUGCCGCCGUCCUGGCCCUCCUCCAACGCGCCACCACCGCCUUCCCUGCCAGCGACGCCCUCGCCCUCCUCCAGCGUGCGCCGCCGACCUCGCCGCCGUUCUCGCCCUCCUCCAGCGCGCCACCGCCGCCUUCCCUGCCCGCGACGCCCUCGCCCUCCUCCAGCGCGCGCCGCCGCCUUCCCUGCCCGCGACGCCCUCGCCCUCCUCCAGCGCGCAGCGCCAACCUCGCCGCCCUCCUCCCAGCGCACCAAAUCCGAGGAAGCUGCCUUCAAAGGAGCAUGCCGUUCCCAGUAAAUUCUUCAUUGAUCUCCUCCUUGGCCAGGUUCUAACACUUUCUCCAGUUAGUGAUCAGAGCUGACAAAACACUAAUUCCAUCAAGUGUUGGCAUGUCCAUACCUCUUGCUCCAGUGUUUCAGAAUCCAAGGCCAUGCUGGCAUAAGAGAGCCGGGCGACAGCGACCCAUGUCUGGUUCUAAGGCCAGUAUACAAGGAAACAUGGACAUUAAUUGGAUGAAUUGAAUUACCGUGCCACAGAAUCGCGAGGUGAUGUGAGCACAGAUGGAAGCAACAACACAUCACCAGCUGAUACUGCUUGCUGUCAACAGAAAAGCAGUGGAGAGGGUCCAGCCUGUAAGUCUGUACGGAGAAAUGAGGAAUGAAUCAACAUCAAAAUCGUGGAACAAAUAAACAGGGAAAAGGUCUGAUGCAUGUGUCAAAAAAACCUGUUGAGCAAAGGGAGGGGUUGGCAGUGAAGAUAUGCUACAGGUGUGAAUUACCUGGACAUGGUAUCAAAGAGUGCAAGACUGUUUUAUUCUGUGUGGUAUGUGGAAAGGAAACUCAUAUGGUUACUAAGUGUGUGAUGCAUACGCAAGCUAAACCUGUUGCUCAACUAGUUGGGAGUGCAGCUGAUGGGUUUCAAAUUUUUGUUGCUCCAGUUACUAAGAAGGCAACUGUUGAAUCUAAAGAUGCUAUGGCUUUAGUUAGUGUACACUUUGGGGAGAUCUCUGCAGAGCAGAUGGUUAAUGCCUUCAAUAGAAUGUUUCAGUGGGGUUGGGCAUGGUCAGCCAAACCUUUUGCCCCCGGCAGUUUCCUUAUGAGGUUUCCUUCAGUUCAGAAGAUAGAUGAGAUUAACCAGUUUAAUGAUUUCUGUCUGGUUGGUGAAAGAGCUGAAGUGAUGGUGUCUCGAUGGUCUCCUGAAAAUUUUGCUCAAUUCAAAUUGACUUCUGUUUGGGUGAAGGUUUCUGGUUUACCUGAUUCUCUGCUUAAUUAUCAAGGGUUCUGUAUGGCUGGGUCUAUUCUGGGAACUGUGCAAGAAGUUGAUAUGAUAACCUACAGGAAAAUGGAUGUUAUCAGAGUGAGAGUUGGGGUCAUGGAUCAUAGGAAAAUUCCUGAAUGGGGGCCUUUGACAGUAGAUCUUUUUAUAUACAGAGUUUACUUUCAGCUUGAGCAGGUGGUGGAGCUGGGAGGGCCUAUGAUUAGUGGCUUGCUGGUGAAAAGGGCUUCUGAACAGCAUCCUACAGAGGCUGAGCAACGAGCUGGUAGGGAAUUAAAGAGGCAAAGAAGUACUCAAGAAAAUCAGAUGAGUCAAGAGGGUGGGAAAGACAAUACUGCUGUAGGAGAUGUCACCAAUGACAAGUUUUCAGAUAUGGAGGAAGAUGGUCUUCUAUCUAGUCAACCUGAUCUUAAUGGUUUAGCUCUAACUAGUCACCAGGCUGGGAAGUUAGAUGGUCAUGCUUUGGAUCAACAUAGUAGGGGAAGUGAGUCUGCUAUUGAUAUGAUCAACAGUAAGUUUGCUACAGCUGCAGAGAAGAUUGAUAAUCUAGAAUGUUCUGAGGAUGAAUCUGAGCCACAAAGCCCUACCCAAUUUGCUAGAGAUUGUGGUUUGGGGACUCAAGCUAUUAAUGAGAUGAAUAGUAUGGAUUAUAAUGUGGAAUCUCCUGAGCAUAUAAUCCCCAUUUGCACUCCAGAAGGGCAAAAGGGUGAUAAUGUUACUCCAAUGAAGAAUUAUGCUGCUACAGUUAUGAGUGGUCAGGAGGGGCGCUGGGAAGCAGCUUGCUCUAGUCAAGGAUGGAAAGGCUAAGAAACUUGCUGCUGUUGAUGAAGGGAAUAGGCGUAGAAGCAAUAGGAAUAUUCAUGACGACAAAGCUACUCUGGACAAAGCCAUGGACAGGGCUAAGGUCAAGAAUCUUGAUGCUGGUAAAGGUAAUAAAUCUCCAACAUUGUUCCCUACUGUACUUUCUACACAUAAUGAUAUUCUGGUAGAUAUUGCUAAUAAAUUAGGUGUUCAACUAGGUAGUUCUGAAACUGAGGUGGAUGACAACCUUAAUGUCAUCAAGGAGCUUGAACAAGCUAGAACAGUUAUGUUUUUGAAUAGUACCAAACUAAGUAAUGAUAAGGUACAGUUACAUGAAGAUCUGGUUAAUAGUUUUGAUCCUGAAACUUUGGAGAAGAUGGAUUCUUCUUCAGAGGAUGAACAUGAGGAAGAUUUUGUAGAAAUGUUUGAAGCUAGAUUUAAUUCCAGUGAGAGAAAGAUGUCUGGUUACACUGGGGUUGCCAGUGUCAAACCAAAGAUUAGGAUUAGGAAAAAUAGUAAACGAAAAUAUAUCCAUGCAUGGUCUUGUUUGGAAUGCUAGAGGUUUAGGGCAGUUAAGGAAAAAGAAGUUUCUUCAAGAUACUAUUAGGGACAGAUGGUUAAGUUUUGUUGGAAUACAGGAAACUAAGAAAGUAGACUUCCAAUUGGAAUGGUUGAAUUCUUUAACUGGUCAUGAUUUGUUUAUUUGGCAUUGGAUUCCCUCUAUUGGGCAAUCUAGUGGUAUCUUACUGGGAGUUAGUGAGUGCAUGUAUGAAAUAGGGGAAUGUGAAAAAGGGGAUUAUCAUAUUAGAAUGCUUCUGCAUGACAAAUGUUCUGGCUUUAAAUGUAAUCUUGUUGUAGUUUAUGGGGCCCCUCAUUAUAAAGAUAAGGCAAAAAAAUUGGUAGAAUUGGUUCAAGUUUUGGGUUGUAAUAGUUUUCCUUUCAUGCUUGGAGGGGAUAAAGGAAUCAGACAUUCUAAAUGGUCUAAUUUGUUUAAUGGUAUUAUAGAGCAUUGGGCUUUGCAAGAACUUGAUUUAUAUGGUAGAUCCUUUACUUGGUCCAACAAUCAGGAGGACCCCCUUUUUGAAAAACUUGAUAGAAUCUUAGUAAGCUCUGGUUGGAUUAGUACCCACCCUUUAGCUACUGUGAUUGCUUUAAAUAGAAGAGUUUCUGAUCAUAAUAGUUUGCUUGUUACUUAUGGUCUUUCAGCUGUACAAAUUCAUAGACCUUUUAAAUUUGAAUUAAGCUGGUUUUUACAUCAAGGUUUGCAUGCUAUUGUCACUUCGGUUUGGAAUGCUAAAAUGCCUGGUAUGAAAUUUAUAGAUAAGUGGCAGAAUAGAGCUAGAGAGAUGAGGAAAGUUCUUAAGGGUUGGCACAUUAAUAUUAGGGGCGCUAGUAAGAAGAUUAAAGAGGACUUGGAUAUGAAAAUUGAUGCAAUAGAUAGGCAAAGUGAAUUAAAUGGCAUGACUUUUGAUAUGAGGCAUGCUAAGAGUCAACUUGAAAAACAAAUAGAUAUCUUAGACAAGGAGGAAGAGCUGAUUUGGUUCCAGAGAUCUAAGGAAAAGGAUCUUAUGGAGGGUGAUAGAUGUACUGCUUAUUUCAUGGCUAGAGCUAGUAAUAGAAGGAGGAAAACUAGGAUCUUUCAUUUACAUCAGGAAGAAGGGGACAUUACUGGAGACAAGAAUAUUCUGCAUUAUGCUACUAAUUUUUAUAAACAGUGAUACUCUUAAUAUUACCCUGAAGAUCCCUAUAGAUAAAGUUUUGGAUGAUGCUAACAGAACUAUGUUAGAAGCUGAGUUUACCAUGGAGGAAGUUAAAUUUUCUGUUUUCAAUAUGGAGAAAAAUAAAGCCCCUGGUCCUGAUGGUUUCCCCAUAGAAUUUUACCAGAAGUUUUGGCAUUUAAUUAAGGCUGACUUGAUGCAUCUUUUUAAAUUGUUUCAUAGGGAAGUUGGAUAUUGAUAGGAUUAAUUAUGGUAAUAUUACUCUUUUACCUAAGGUGCAGGAUGCUGAUUGUAUACAAAAGUAUAGGCCUAUUGUCUGUCCAAUACUCCUGAUUUUUUUUACUAAAACCUUGAAUUGUAGAACUAUGCUAGUAGCUGAUAAAGCAAUAGAUGAAGUGCAAUCUGCCUUCAUCAAGGGUAGAUUUAUUUAGGAUGAUGUAGUGUUACUGCAUGAAACUUUGCAUGAAGUCACUAAGACCCAUGCUGAUGCAGUCCUUUUUAAGGUUGAUUUUGAAAAAGCGUAUGAUAAGGUUAGUUCGAGCUGCCUUCUCAAUGGUUUACAGAUGAAAGGCUUCCCAGAACAGUUUAUUAAGAUGGUAAUGCAGAUUGUUACCGGGGGUAGUGAAGGGAUAGUGGUAACUGACAUGUUGGGUCCUUACUUUAAAACUAAGAAAGGACUCAGGCAGGGGGAUCCUUUCUCUCCUUUAUUGUUUAAAUUGGUGGUAGAUGUGCUUAAUUUUUACUUAAGAGGGCUCAAAAACAAGGUCUAAUUAAAGGUUUAAUUCCUAGACUAGUUCCUGGUGGUCUGAAUAUGCUUCAGUAUGCUGAUGAUACUAUUUUUUUGUUUGAUGGGAAUCUAGAAGGAGUUAGGAACCUCAAAUUUCUGCUCUGUAUCUUUGAACAUAUCACUGGUUUAAAGAUUAAUUUUCAUAAAAGCGAAGUCUACUGUUUUGGUAAUGCUGUAAAUAAUAGUGAGACCCUGUCUCAGAUUUUUACUUGUAAGAUUGGUACAGUUCCAUUUAAAUAUCUUGGUAUACCUGUGCAUAAUAAACAUUUAAGUAAUGCUGAUUGGAAAGAUACAGAAGGUAAAGUUGAGAAGAAAUUAGGUUGCUGGAAAGGCAAAUUACUUUCCAAUGGAGGACGCUUGACUCUUUUAAAUUCUAGUUUAACACAUGUUCCUUCUUAUAUGAUGUCACUUUAUGUUUUGCCUAAAGGUGUUAAGAAACAUAUAGACUAUUUUAGAACUAGGUUACUUUGGCAAGAAGAUCAAGGUGUAAAAAAGUAUCAUCUUGUGAGUUGGCAGAUUGUAUGCCAACCCAAAGAGCAAGGUGGUUUGGGUGUUGUUAACUUAACUGCUAAAAAUAUAUUAGUUAUUUGGGUAAAUGGAUUUGGAGAUAGAACAUGAGAAUGGUCUUUGGCAACAUCUCUUAAGAAAUAAAUAUGUGAAGAAAGGUACACUUGGUCAAUGUGGUAGAAAAACAGGGCAAUCUCAAUUCUGGAAUGGUUUGAUGCAGGUUAAAGAUUUAUUUUCUCAGUUCUGUACUAAGAAAAUAGGGAAUGGUAAAAGGACCAGGUUUUGGAAAGAUCAAUGGCUAGGACCCUCUAGUUUACAGCAUAGAUAUCCUAGGCUUUAUUGCAUUUCUAUGAAUCAAGACAUUAAUGUAUUUGAUGCUAAUCGCAGUAACGUACAGAUCCUCUCUUUUAGAAGAAAUUUUACUACUGAUACCUAUAUGAUGUGGCAAGAUUUACAGAAUCAUUGUUCUACUAUAAGGCUUACUAGUGGGGAGGAUAAAUGUCAUUGGUUUCUAGAGAAAAAUGGUGUGUUUUCUGUUCGUUCUUUCUAUAAUGCAUUAGUUACCCGUAGGAUUAGAUUUCCUUUUAGACAGUUCUGGAAACUUAAAAUGCACUGAAGAUUAAAGUAUUCAUGUGGUUGAUUCAUCGAAAGGGUAUCUUGACUAGAGAUGUUCUGUUGCAUAGGGGGUGGAAAGGACCUAAGGAAUGUGUUUUCUGUGGACAGGUAGAAAGCAUUAAUCAUCUUUUCCUUGAAUGCCAAAUUACUAAAUUUGUUUGGACUACCAUAAGCUAUGCUUUUGGUAUUAGGCAGCGUCCUAGUUCUAUGCAACAAUUACAUACCUGGGUUUGUGGCUUUCCUCUUUCAAUUCGAGCUAGUGUAACUAUUGGUAUGGUUGCUCUCUGUUGGUCAAGGAAUUGUUCUUAAAGAUCCUGCUAACUUGGUGUUUUCUCUUUGUCACUGGUUGGAAUUUUUGGCUGGAUUACAAAAGCAUAAGAUCCGGCGCCUUUCGCUGUAUAUUGCGAUGGUCCUCAAGACUGUGAUGGCUGACGCUAUGAACAAGACUCACGGAUGGGGGGCGUUGAGGUGCCUGGAACAUUGAUACCUGGCUUCUUCUAUUGUGUUAGCUUGUUACUGGAUCUGGGAGUUUCUCCUGAAGUUUGUUUUUCAGUUUGGUUAUGCUCUAGCGGUUCAUAGCUCGGGCGUGUGUCCCGGCUGUGGUUUAUUUUUGUUGCUUGACUGUUGAACUGUGGACAUGCACGAUGCGGUUUCUUGAAUGAAAUCGGGAGCAAGGCUCCUUUCUCUAAAAAAAAUAUAGAGAAUAAGGGGUAAAUUUACAUUUUACAAA